AUGGAUUUGUACAAAUACUUAGUGGAAAUUGGAUUUAUUGAUAUCAGUGUGUCUUCGUAUUGUCUUCAGUGUUCUGGGCAACUAACAUUGAUUUCUUCUACUACUGUCAUUGAUGGUUGCCAACUGAAAUGUAAUAAUAGAAUUGGAGUUAAUGGUAGUACUAUCAAAACAAAGUUGUGUUCUAAAAAAUUUACUAUUAGAAGAUAUUCUUGGUUUCACAAAUCUCAUCUAACGAUUCAUGAAAUCUUAACACUAACGUAUUAUUGGUGGAGUGAAAUUUCUCAGAAGUAUGGGGAAAAUGAUUUGGAUUUAGCUCAUGGAACUACCAUUGAUUGGAACAAUUUUUGCCGUGAAGUUUCGGAACAUGUAGUAAUUAACAAUUCUGAAAAGAUUGGUGGCUUUGGUAUUACGGUAGAAAUAGACGAAUCGAAAUUUGGCAAAAGUAAUCUGUUAGAUGCUGUAAUGAUUUUAGUUAUUGUAAUUUAACGUUUUUAUAGGAAAAUAUAAUCGAGGAAAAAGGG
This is a messenger RNA of Daphnia magna, 521 nucleotides long. RefSeq lists its product as uncharacterized. The coding region runs from base 1 to 486 and encodes 161 amino acids. The record is from RefSeq and is a predicted model, not a curated record. Lineage: Eukaryota; Metazoa; Arthropoda; Branchiopoda; Diplostraca; Daphniidae. The transcript has 3 exons.